This is a messenger RNA of Desarmillaria tabescens, 168 nucleotides long. RefSeq lists its product as uncharacterized. Gene Ontology annotation, biological process: regulation of transcription by RNA polymerase II. NCBI's taxonomy places the organism in Eukaryota, Fungi, Basidiomycota, Agaricomycetes, Agaricales, Physalacriaceae. The record is from RefSeq and is a predicted model, not a curated record. The transcript is spliced from 2 exons. Gene Ontology annotation, molecular function: DNA-binding transcription factor activity, RNA polymerase II-specific; zinc ion binding; RNA polymerase II cis-regulatory region sequence-specific DNA binding. The annotation marks the transcript as partial.
AAGAAACAUGUUUGCUCGACGUGUCAUAAGCGGUUCAACCGCCCGAGUAGCUUGAGGAUCCAUAUUAAUACGCAUACGGGGGCUACUCCGUUCCGGUGUCCAUUCCCUGGCUGCGGCAGGGAAUUUAAUGUCAACUCCAAUAUGCGUCGUCAUUACCGGAACCAUACC